AUAACCCAGCAUUGCAAACACUAUAAAUACAUCCAAUGGAAAUGCAAAUGUCCACCAUCAACUUUCCCCAUAACUCUAAAUCACCACCAAUUUUCUAAUCCCAAUUUAGAGAAAAAAUCAAGAAUGAAGUAAUGUUUCCUGGGGGUGCCUACAAGAAAAUGAGCUACACAGAAGAAGAUCGGGAAGUGUCCUACUGCAAUGACACCUUCUGUCACAGCAACGGCUCCUCAAGCAUGCAAAUGGUGAGGCCGGCUAGCCACAGCCACCACCAUCAUGUCCCCGAGAAACACCACGGCGGCCACCACCUUUUCGGUGGAAACCACCACGAAAGCCACGGGCUACGCCACCAUGGUAAUGGUGGCCAUGUGAAUGAGGCUGUGGAAGAGAAAGUUAAGAUCUUUAGUGAGCAGAAGGUGUUGAGUGGAGGAGGGCAUAGGGAGGGAUAUGGAAGUGAGACUCACUUUGCAUCUCACGCUGUUAGGGAACCCUACUAUUAUAGGAAUACUGAAACCUUGAAGUAUUCGGGCACUCCAAACGGGCGCACCCAUCACUUUGAGUUUAAGGGUUUGGAUGAUUGAAGACUCAAUUAUAACGAGUGGCCAUUUCUGCAUUCAUGUUGUAAAAUAAAUUUGUGCUAAAAUAAAGAAUAAUUAUGGUUGUGAAAUAUAAGCUUAGAAUAAGAAUGAUUAUGGUUGUGCUAAAAUAAGCUAAGAGUUUCAUGUACUUCGUAUUUCCUUGCCCUCUAAACUUCUGUCCAUCUAGCCUGAAUAAUUGUGAAAUAUAUUUGAUUACAAAAAAAAUUGUAUAUGUAAGAAAUGUUUAUUCUAUAUACUUCAUACUCUGCAUGAGUUAAGCUAUUCAUCUUUUUAUACAUAUGACCUUAAUCUUUCUUUUCUGAAUUCAUACUUCACCGUUCGUUUUUAGUUGUAUUAGAACUUUACGUUGUGAAUUUUAUACUAUUCACAUACUUUAUUUUAACUAUAUUUUAUUUAUUAAUGUAUUACUAAAUAUAAUUCACAUAUUUGAAAAAUAUUGUUAAUUUUCUCUCAUUUUAAAUUGGAA
Messenger RNA from Cuscuta epithymum, 1062 nucleotides. The record is from the annotation of a GenBank genome assembly. Lineage: Eukaryota; Viridiplantae; Streptophyta; Magnoliopsida; Solanales; Convolvulaceae.